CUACUGUGGCUUCUGCGACGCUUGCCCUUCUUGCCGCCGCGCUGGUUUGCGCCCAGAAUGGCUGCUAUCGAGGGCAGAGGCUUUGGGCUGCUGCGUGGGCAGUUGUUGUGCGGCUGGCUGCGCAGGGUGCCGCACUGGUGAAGGUAGGCAAAUGCUCCAUUGGGCGGCGAUUGGUUGGAUCGUCUCUCUCGUGCACGCCAGCUCCCCAAGUGCCCUUCUGCACAGCACCAGCUCCACGGUUGGCCGCGUGGCACCUUGCGCCCUUCAGCUGAAGGUGCAUGGGUCACCCCAGCCUUCUCCCGCGCCGCCUGUGGAGCUCUCCGUGAUCUUUGGACCCUUCCUGGCGCCGCGCCUCGCGCAGAGCGCAGCGGCGCUCGGCUUUGCGGCGACCGUGGGAUGUGGGGACAUGUUUCGAGAGUUCUCCAGUGAUCAGGAGGAGGGCUUUCCGGUGCCCAGUGGUUGCUGGUGGAAUGCCAGCACGCUGGAGAUGCUGAUGCAGUUCUCAUCCAGUGACUGGUUGGCCAAUGGCAGCUACCAGCUGGUCUUUGAUGCGGAGGUUCUUGCUCCCUUCGUUGCCGGCACGUCGAUGGCCCAGUUGAGUGUCACAGACGCCGACCUCGCUGAGCUGCUGCUACUAGAGGUGCUGGCAGCCAGUGGCACCCGGCCCAUGCUGGACACGGACACGUCGUUCUCCAUGAACAUCGGGAUCCUCAGUGAUGGACCGUGGCAGCUGACCUCGGAAUCGCCAUGGAUCCUGACGGGUCCAAGGUUGGAACUGGAGGCUUUUGAGAACAUCUCAGAGGUCAUUCUUCACCUCGCCCUUUUGCCCCUCUAUGCCUGGCCUGAGCGCCUGGAGCCCAGCGAGACCGCUGGCAGUCUCCUUCUUCCGGCCCUGGAGAUCCAGCUGAAUGUCAGUGAUUUGGAGUCCCUUCCCUUCCACUCGGAGCUGGCAUUGGAUCUUCAGGACGUCCGCAGCUUCUUUCCAACCUUCCCAGUGGUGGAGCUACGCAUUAUCGGAGAGGAUGUGAAUGGCACUGAAUUGGAGAUGGCAGCACCAGUCUCGUGCAACGCGUGGUGGAAGCCAGCGGAUCCGGUGGCCGAGACCUUCUUUGGCAUCCGCGCAGCGGGCCGGAGCGGCUUCGGAACCACGCCGUUCACCGGACAGCAGAACCAGCUCACGCUGCGGUUAGUCCUGCCCUGUGUGCUGCGGGCUGAGAGCUUUUCAGAUGUCGGCCUCUCACUGCUGCUCCCCAGCGAUUUCAAGUGCCUCGCCAUGACCUCGGAGCCCUCCUUCCACUGGGCCGCGCGGGGCGUGUCUCCCCAUGAGUGCCGCUGGAGCAUGGCUGCGGGCGAAGCGGUCUAUGCGGACCAGGUGCUUCUGCUGAACCUCACCUAUCGAAAUCCCAGCGAGGCCACGCUCACGCCCAGCGCUGCUGCGGCCCUCAGCUUGGAGCUGCGCAGCCGUGGUGAGCUGCAGGUUUCGGAGCCUUGGGCGAUGAGGUUGGACACCAACGAGACGGAGGGCGUGGAGGGCUACCUGGGCUCCGUGGGUGUUCUGGGACUUUUGCGGCCGAUUGUGCAGCCAUCUUCGAUGUCUUACAAUGCUUUGAAUUGGCUCUCGGUGAGCCUCCGGCCCACACAGCCAGCUCAAGGGCUCGUCCUGGACGCUCCGGCUGCCUUUGAUUUCCAGGGAUGUGAACUGCGAGAUUGGUGGCUUCCACGUUACGAGGCUCAGUCCGCGGAGACCUGGGCCCUACGACUUCCCGUGGCGCAGAGCGCGGCUGUGCGCUGCGUGGCGGACCGGUGGCCAUGUCCCGGUGACACGGUCGACGGCAGGUGUACUCGGUCGACUUCAUCCACCUUGAACCGGGCGCAUGUUCAGCUGCAGGAGAAGCUGGUCCCUGGACUCCUCUAUGGUUUCGACAUUUCGGUGCAGAAUCCAGCCACGGCCGCCACGGCCUCCGAGAAUUCCUUUUACAUUUUCACUUGGGACGAUGGCUUCGUCGAUGGCUCCCUCGCGGCUGCCUUCAAUCCAGACCGUCCAGACUCCCCUGGUUGGGCGUUGUAUGAUGAAAGCUUGCAGGUGAAUCUCUCCUUGCCCGACGCACGGCCUUUCAGCCUUUCUGGAAUGUCCAUCCUGUACUUGUCAUUGGUGCCCUCCGCGGCUCGGGCCUCCACGAACCUGUGCAUCACGGCACCCAGUGGCUACGUCUGGGGCCCUCCGCUCAGCUCGAGUCUUCUGUCCCGGAACUGCUGGGCGAUGGCAUCUCCGCAAGCACCGCACUGUAAGGCGGUGGACAACGACAUUCGCUGGGCAGUUAUCACAGUAGAAGCUGGGGUGACCUUCAGCUUGGACUUGGAGAUCCAAGUGCCAGAACGUUUGCCCUUGCUGGGUGCCAACGCCUUCUUCAUCGAGCUGGGCUUCGACCAGCACUGGGCGGCGGCGGCGGUGGCGCGGAACGACGCGCCGCCAGGUGGGCCUUUUGCCAUCCAAGCAAUUGCUGAAACCUCAGUGACCUGUUCCUGCCCUGUGGUGGGCUACGAGGGGAACUACCUACGUUUCAGUGCGCGGUUGCCCUCGCUCUCCGCCGGCGCUCAGCUGGAGUUGCUGGGCGAUGAGGCCGCCCGCGGCUUCGGCUUCCAAUCCAGCUGCCUUUGGCGAGCACCCUUGGACCUGUAUGAUAGCGAGCAGCCCUUCCCAGAGGACACAGAGUGCCAGGCAUCUGAGGGACCUAGUGGUCUACCACGUGUGCGCUUCACCUUCGUCACCUCCCAGCCGAGCCAUCGUUGGGCCGUGGAGCUCUUGGCACGGAACCCGAGUGGAACGGCCGGAGCAGCAACGUGGAGCUGGCAGAUUUGGGCACCGGAGCCGACGGUGCUGCCAGCCUACGCCAGCGGCUGCCCUUUGCGCCGUCCCCUCUCCACGCUCCUCCGCCCACCCCCUGAGCCCGGGCUCCGCGCCAGCUACAGCGGUCGCCCGGGCGCGCGGAAUCGGAUCGAGGUGGAAGUGGUGCCAGCGGAGAGGCCUUCGCCCCCUUUGCAGCUGCUCCUUCGCGCCCCGCGGGGCAUCUCACUCGACACCUGCACUGCCGCCUGGGCCCCGGCCACUGAUGCCACUGCGGCGACGCCGGUGCGCUGCGCGGGCGCGGGGCGCGAGGCGCUGGUGGACGUGAUGGCCGCGAUGGAGGCAGAGGUGAUGUAUGUGCUGCAGUUGGCCUUUGACAACCCACCCCUCGAGGUGGUGCUGCAGAUGACCAACCUUUGGUACUUCGAGCUGGGUGACGAGGCCAGCUUGCCGCUGCAGGGGCCCCGCUUUCAGCUGCUCCACUCCCUUCAGCUGACACCGCUCCUCCCCACGCGCCGAACCGCGCCGAACUCCGCACACGUGGCCACGCCGGUGCUGGUAGCCUUUGGUGUCUCCUAUGUGGCGGAACGGCUGGUGCUCGAGUCUCCGAACUUCACGCUCGACGGGACCUGCAGUUUGCUGGAGGCGGAAGGCCCCUGCGAGGCUUGCCUCAAGCGUCAACUCAGCUGGUGCGCCUGGACCAGCGACUGUGGCGAGAGCCUGCCCUGUCCUGCAGAGUACUUGGCGGUCCCUGACCGGUCUGGAACGCACUUGCGCUGUCGCUUUCGGGUGCGGACAGAGGACUUGACCUGCCGGGCAGAGACUCCGGAAGGAGGCUCCUCUUCCAGUCGUUUGCUGGUGGAGCUGCACCAGGGCGGUCACUUUUGGCCGGGGCGUCUCUAUGAGCUCCACCUGCUGGUGGCACAUGGCUCAGAGCCACAGCCGAAUCAGAGCUGGCGACUUAAGACUGAAAGCUUCAAGGAGGAGUCUUGGCAUCCUGUGGAUGUUGGUGAGAUCGUAGGCUACAACCUUGUGCCUGCGCUUGAGUGGAAUGUCACCUUGGCGCCCAGCCGCCUGUUGCCGCUCCGGAGCGGACGUGGGCACUGUCGGGCCGCGGUGGCCGGCGGCUCCCUGGGUGCAGUCACCAUCUCCCUCCAGCUGGGCGCGGCCGGCGUGGAGGAUCUCUUCGAGAUCCACCCGCCCAAGGGCAUCACCGUUGCCUCUUGCGACGUGACGGAGGUCGCCCCCGCGGAAGAGGAAGGGAUCGAUGUGCAGAUGACGAGCUGUGGAGACCCGGGGGCCUUGCGCUUGAGCUGGGAGACGGAGACGAGUGUUGCACUGAGUACGGAACCGCCCUCCAUCUCCAACGGACCGGAGAACGUGAGCGACACCACCACCCGCGCACCGCCCACCCAACCAGAGACGGUCGUCGGGGCCAACGAGAGUGGCGAGAGCCGCAACGAAAGUACUACAACGGAGGCACCCGAGUCGCAAGUCAAUUUCAGCAAUGAAAGCGUGAACGAGAGCGCCACACUGCGCAGAAUGUCCAGCUGCGGGGCGCAGUCGGAUCUGAGCCAAUGCUUUCAAUGCCAUUGCGGGGAAGAAUGCCGAUUGACCUUCUCUGGCCUACAGGGAGCUGACAUCAGUUUUCAUGUGGCGAUCUACCAGAUGGAAGAGAAGCCGGUGAUCCUUUGGUCCGAGCCGUGGAGCAUCACUCAGAAGCGUGCAGAUCAAGUCAUAGCUGCUGCCGUGGCCUGGCAGUGGCCCAUCCGUCCCUCCCUGCGGGCGGCCUUCAGCCUUGGCACUGGCGCAGCUGGAGACACGCAGCUGGCGCUAGAGAUCACGCCGCGCGUGGUGGGGGCGAAUUUCACGUGGCUUCGCUUGGUGGCAGCUUGGCCACCUGGCUUCAACUUCGAGGGAGCUCACGUCCAAGGAGCCACCGGCGCCACAGUCUUGGAGGCGUCAGGUCCUCGUCUUCUGCUGGCGCUCCCGCAGCGAGCCGCUGCACCGGGCCAAGCCCUGGACCUACAAGUGGGGCCCGUCCAACUGGGAGAGGGAGGCUUCAGCCGCUUCCAUGCGGCGACCCUGGCUUCCGAGUUUGUGCUCGAGGAGGUGUUGAACCUCACAGCCUUCCGGAUCCCAGGCCAUGUUUUCGUGGACAAUGCCACCUUGGAACGCGUGGCUCCGAGUCGUUCUACGCUCCCACCACUGCCAGUGCGGCUACAAGAGGCUGGUUGGCUUUCGAUGACCUUCCGCCUGGCGCAGGCCGUCGGGCCCGGAACGCAGCUGCGCUUGGCCGCUUCCGAUGCCUGGGAGCUUCGCGCCGUGGGCGAAGGAUCGGGGAUGUCGCUCUAUCGAGUGCAAGAUGGGCAAGUGGCAGAGAUCUUGAGGUUGGCUGACGUAGCGGCUGUGAGCACAAUGCAGGUUCAGGCGGUGCUGUUGGAUCCAAUGGCGUCGAUGUCGGCCUAUACCGUCACCCUUUGGGCGAUGCCCUUGACCUACGAAGCGCCGUCGAGCCGCGGUGCCUGGACUCUGGACCUGGAGGACGGUGAUGGGCCCAUCGUCACCAGCAAUGAGGGUUUUCAGUUGCCUUUGCCGGCAUGGCCCUUGCCGUCCAUCGCCGUGCAGUUGGAUAUGGCCAGCCCUCCACCAGGAGGGCGGACCUACGUGCAGCUCGGAGUGGCACCUUGGAUCGGCGCUGGACAGGUGCAUUUGCUGUUGGAACCUCCUCCCGGAUGGCGGCUUGGCGCUUCCACCAGCCCUUUGGUCUCGUUGGGCUUCGCAGACCUCACCGGAGGUUGGGAGGCCCAGUUCGAAGCUUCGGCCUCCCUGUGGACCACCACGGACACCAGGUGGUACUUGCUGGCCACGGCGGACGUGCCGAUCUUCUCAAAGGGCGAGUUGUUGACCCCCGUCCUCAGCUGGUCCCAUGUGGAUGGUGCCAACGUGGCGCCGAUGCAAACCACGAUCCAACACGCGAACCUGGCGGACCUCCAGUCGACGGAGCUGAUCCUCACGCUGCGCUUGGACCAAGAAACCCCUGUGAAGUCGAUUCGCAUCCAGCCUCCUUCGACCUAUGGCAGGUUGACCUGCGCUGACCCCGACGGCUCUCUGGUGCGCGGCGCGCCCCGCUGGCCGAUGUCCCUGCGGCGCUUCGGGCCCAGUUGUCGAGACGAGGACAACCGAACUGAGGUGUUAUUGGCUCAGCCAGUGCCUGUGGGCUUUUGGCUGAUCAGCUUGUCUGUGGCCUUGCCUGACGAGGAUCCACCAGACCUCUUCCGGGUGGAAGUCUACGAUGAGAACCAGCGUUUGGUGGAUGCGGCGACGCAAGUGACGGUGCCAGCGCUGAGCGAGCACCAGCACUGGCCGGUCCGCGAAGCUCCCACGAUGCUCCUGCGCAACCUGGAGCGCCAAGCGAUCGUCGCAGCCGCCGUGGUCGAGUUGAGCUUCCAAGUCGACCAGGAGAUGACAGUGGAGCAAGGCAAGAUCAAAGCCAUGUUGAUCUCUUUGCCCAACAGCGUCCAGUUCGACGAGGGGAUCUCCAUGAGCAUCACUGGACUUCCGCUGGAACGUGGGACGCCGACAGUGAGCCUCACCCAGGCCAUCAUCCGGCUCUUGGAGCCCGAGCUGCUUCAGCUGGGCCGCAAGCGCGUGCGCUUCGGCGUUCUGCUGCCGCGGACCGAGCCCUUAGAGAACAUUUGGAGCUUGGAGAUUUGUAGUCAAGAUUCCUGUGGGGGGCUCCGUGCUUCGUUUCCCAUUGCCCGGGCUGACCUUGCAAGAGGAGCCCGUGCUGGACGAGGAGGUGGGUGCCAGCUGGCGACCUUUGGGUCGAUGCUUGCUGCUGGCCUCGCUGUUGACAGAUCUCACCUGAGAGGAUUUGCGCUUUUGGCCAGCAGAGCGAACGUGGUCAUCACUGGACCUGCCAUGGGGGAGUUGCCGGCGGCCUCUUCCUCUGGCUGCAGUGGUUUUCCUUCACCUUCCAGACGAUCCUGUCACAUUUUAGAGGUUGUUGUCAUCGCUGCCUUGCACUCGAAAGCGGACACGACAAUCCCUUUAUUUGGAGCAGCUUUUCCUGACGUUCGCUGCUCGAAGACGAGAAACCUCUCAGCUGCCGCGUCCCCGGGCGUCCCCCAAGAACCCCAUCGCCUACGUGCUGUGCUGGCAUGCGCACCUGCGCGAUAG
Molecule: messenger RNA, 7027 nt
Organism: Durusdinium trenchii
Lineage: Eukaryota; Dinophyceae; Suessiales; Symbiodiniaceae
Source: the annotation of a GenBank genome assembly